GGGCAAAUAGCUGCAGGGUCGUAAGCCGUGGCUUCUUCUCGAACAUCGCUCCCCUUUUCUUCUUCUUUUUUCUUCUGGUUCUUCCAUGGCGUCGUCAAGCUCUGGAAGUUCAAUUCCCGCUCUAGAGGCUGUUCAAUUUCUGGUUUCGUCACUCGCUGAUGAAUCCCCCAUGGUCAGAGAGGCCUCCAUAGCCUCGCUCAAGGACAUUGCUGCCCUGAGCCCUCUCUUAGUUCUCGAUUGUUGCUCGGCCAGUUCGCGAGGAGGACGUCGGCGUUUUGGUAACAUGGCUGGGGUUUUCCAAGUGAUGGCAUACGGAGUCAGAGCCUUGGACAAGGACGAAGUCGACCCUCUUUUCAUGUCUAAGAUCGCGAAGAUUGCCACCGCAGAGAUCAUCUCCUCCAAGGAGCUCAAUACAAACUGGCAAAGAGCUGCAUCAGGCCUUCUUGUUUCAAUUGGCUUACAUUUGCCAGACCUAAUGAUGGAAGAAAUUUUUCUACAUUUACCUGGGCCAAACUCAGCUUUACCAGCUAUGGUUCAGAUACUAGCAGACUUUGCUUAUGCUGAUGCAUUGCAGUUCACCCCACGAUUGAAAGAUGUGCUUUCACGGGUUCUACCUAUUCUUGGAAGUGUACGAGAUGUCCAUCGACCGAUUUUUGCUAAUGCUUUUAAAUGUUGGUGUCAGGCUGUUUGGCAAUAUAGUCUUGAUAUCCCUUCGCAGUCACCUCUGGAUGGUGACAUCAUGUCAUUUCUGAAUUCUGUUUUUGAGCUUUUGUUGAGAGUUUGGGCGGCUUCACGGGAUCUAAAGGUUCGCAUAUCUUCUGUAGAAGCAUUAGGUCAGAUGGUUGGCCUUAUUACCCGGGCACAAUUGAAGGCGGCUUUACCCAGACUUGUCCCCACAAUAUUGGAAUUGUAUAAAAGAGAUCAAGAUAUUGCCUUUUUGGCCACAUGCAGUCUUAACAAUCUCUUACAUGCUUCUUUACUAUCAGAAAGUGGUCCUCCUUUACUUGAUUUUGAGGAGCUCACAGUCAUUCUAUCAACACUCCUGCCGGUGGUUUGCAUCAAUAAUGACAACAAGGAGCAUUCAGAUUUCUCAGUUGGACUGAAGACAUAUAAUGAAGUUCAACGUUGCUUCCUGACAGUUGGUUUGGUAUACCCUGAGGAUUUAUUUGUGUUUCUUAUUAAUAAAUGCAGAUUGAAGGAAGAACCUUUGACGUUUGGUGCGCUAUGUGUUCUAAAACAUCUCUUGCCAAGGCUAUCUGAAGCUUGGCACUGUAAACGGCAUAAUCUUGUUGAAGCUGUACAAUUCUUGCUAGAUGAUCAAGAUUUAGGUGUCCGAAAGGUGCUUUCAGAGUUGAUUGUUGUUAUGGCUUCGCAUUGUUACUUAAUUGGUCCGUCUGGGGAGCUGUUUGUGGAAUAUCUUGUCCGCCAUUGUGCUUUAACAGAUAAGGAUAGUAAUGACCUUGAGAGGUCCAAGGAUGCAUCAGGCAACCCCUAUAUUCCUUUCCAAUACAAGAGAUUGGAGGUGAAAAUUGGGACACUUUGUCCAGCAGAGUUAAGGGCAAUCUGUGAAAAAGGCCUUCUUCUGCUGACUAUUACGAUCCCAGAAAUGGAGCAUAUACUUUGGCCUUUUCUGCUGAAGAUGAUUAUUCCACAGGCUUAUACUGGUGCAGUUGCUAUGGUUUGCAGAUGCAUCUCAGAAUUGUGCAGGCAUAGAUCUAAUAGCAAUACCAUGCUUGCUGAGUGCAAAGCUCGUGCUGAUAUACCAAAUCCUGAGGAGCUUUUUGUUCGCUUGGUGGUGCUUUUGCAUGAUCCUUUAGCAAGGGAGCAGCUGGCGAGUCAGAUUUUGACAGUUCUUUGCUAUCUGGCACCUCUCUUUCCAAAAAAUAUCAACUUGUUUUGGCAAGAUGAGAUUCCAAAAUUAAAGGCAUAUGUUAGUGACACAGAAGAUUUAAAGCAAGAUCCUUCUUAUCAAGAGACUUGGGACGACAUGAUAAUCAAUUUUUUUGCAGAAUCUUUGGAUGUGAUUCAAGAUUCUGACUGGGUGAUACCCUUUGGAAAUGCAAUUACCAAACAGUAUGGACUUUAUACAUCUGAUGACGAACACUCUGCACUUCUUCAUCGCUGCUUUGGUGUGUUUCUUCAAAAAGUGAAUGACAGGGCCUAUGUCCGUGAUAAGAUAGAUUGGAUGUAUAAACAAGCUAACAUCACAAUUCCAACAAAUAGGCUUGGUUUGGCAAAAGCCAUGGGGCUGGUUGCAGCAUCCCACUUGGACACAGUCCUGGAAAAGCUAAAAGGCAUUCUGGAUAAUGUUGAGCAAAGCAUUUUUCGAAGAUUCUUAUCUUUUUUCUCUGAUGAUUUUAAAACCGAAGAAUCUGAUGAUAUACAUGCUGCUUUGGCUCUAAUGUAUGGAUAUGCUGCAAAAUAUGCUCCAUCAACAGUAAUUGAAGCCAGAAUAGAUGCACUUGUGGGGACUAAUAUGCUCUCACGGCUUCUUCAUGUGCGCCACCCUACUGCAAAGCAAGCAGUCAUUACUGCUAUUGAUUUACUCGGUCGUGCUGUCAUUAAUGCUGCAGAAAAUGGUUCAUCAUUUCCAUUAAAAAGAAGGGACCAAAUGCUUGACUAUAUAUUAACUUUAAUGGGACGAGAUGACAGUGAAAGCUUUUCAGAUUCUAGUCUGGAACUUCUGGACACGCAAGCCCGUGCUUUAAGUGCCUGCACUACAUUGGUCUCUGUGGACCCAAAACUAACGAUUGAAACCAGAAACCAUGUAUUAAAGGCCACCUUAGGGUUCUUUGCUUUACCAAAUGAUCCAAUAGAUGUCGUCAAUCCUCUUAUUGACAACCUCAUUACUCUCUUGUGUGCAAUUCUUCUUACAAGUGGAGAAGAUGGGAGAAGUCGAGCAGAGCAGUUAUCGCACAUCUUGAGACAAAUUGAUCAGUAUGUUUCUUCACCUAUGGAUUAUCAAAGGAGAAGAGGUUGUCUUGCAGUACAUGAGAUGCUUCUCAAGUUUAGGACAGUUUGCAUCACUGCACAUUGUGCCCUGGGCUGCCAAGGAAGUUGCACGCACAACAAGAAAUUUGACCGUAACUUGCAUGGGAACUUGUCCAACUUACCAUCGGCUUUUGUAUUGCCAAGUCGUGAGGCCUUGUCAUUGGGAGACAGGGUCAUUAUGUAUCUUCCACGUUGUGCAGACACUAAUUCUGAAGUUAGAACAGUCUCUGCUCAGAUUCUUGAUCAGCUUUUUAGCAUCUCACUUUCACUUCCACGGCCUGAAACUUCCAGUUAUGGUGUGGACAUAGAAUUGUCCUACAGUGCUUUAUCGUCCCUUGAGGAUGUCAUUGCUAUUUUGAGGAGUGAUGCUUCUAUAGAUCCAUCUGAGGUUUUCAACAGAAUUAUUUCCUCUGUCUGCAUAUUACUGACAAAAAACGAGCUUGUAGCUACUCUGCAUGGUUGCACAUCAGCUAUAUGUGAUAAGAUCAAGCAAUCAGCUGAAGGGGCCAUUCAAGCUGUAAUUGAGUUUGUCACAAGAAGAGGGAAUGAACUGAGUGAAGCUGAUGUUUCAAGGACGACCCAAGCUCUGCUGAUGGCUGCAAACCAUGUAACUGAGAAGCAUUUACGUCAGGAAACUCUUGCUGCUAUUUCUUCUCUAGCUGAGAGCACUAGUUCGAAAGUUGUCUUCAAUGAAGUUUUGGCUACGUCUGGAAGGGAUAUAGUAACAAAAGAUAUAUCUAGACUACGUGGUGGCUGGCCAAUGCAGGAUGCAUUUUAUGCAUUUUCCCAGCAUACAGUUCUUUCAUCUUUGUUCCUGGAGCAUGCGAUAGGUGUCUUUGGCCAGUAUCCCAUCCUUAAAGGUGAUUCAGUAAAAGGAGACAGUCAUAGCCAUUUGGUUGACAGUCAAAUGGAGGAUGACAUUCUACAAGCUGCUAUUAUUGCUGUCACUGCAUUUUUCAGGGGUGGUGGUAAAAUAGGCAAGAAGGCUGUUCAACAAAAUUAUGCCUCUGUUCUUGCUGAACUCACUCUCCAAUUGGGAACUUGUCAUGGUCUAGCUAGCUGUGGUCAACAUGAUCCAUUACGGGCUCUUCUAACUGCAUUCCAAGCGUUCUGUGAAUGUGUUGGAGAUCUUGAGAUGGGAAAGAUUCUGGCUAGAGAUGGAGAGCAUAAUGAAAAUGAGAGGUGGAUCAAUCUUAUUGGAGACAUAGCGGGCUGCAUCUCUAUAAAAAGACCAAAAGAGGUUCAAAGCAUAUGUGUAAUUUUAAGUAAAUCAUUAAAUCGACACCAAAGAUACCAAAGGGAAGCUGCAGCUGCUGCAUUAUCAGAGUUUGUCCGCUACAGUGAUGGAUUUGGCUCCCUAUUAGAGCAGAUCGUGGAGGUGUUGUGUCGACAUGUAUCAGAUGAGUCUCCAACAGUUAGGCGCUUGUGUUUGAGAGGACUAGUACAGAUACCCUCAAUCCAUAUGUUGCAGUACACAACUCAAGUUCUGGGUGUAAUAUUAGCUUUACUCGAUGAUUCUGAUGAAUCUGUGCAAUUAACUGCAGUCUCUUGCUUACUCACGAUGCUUGAGUCAUCACCCAACGAUGCAGUGGAACCCAUUUUGCUUAAUCUUUCUGUACGGCUUCGAAAUCUUCAGAUAUGCAUGAACCCAAAGAUGCGAGCUAAUGCUUUUGCAGCUUUUGGAGCACUAAGCAACUACGGAAUUGGGGCACAGCACGAAGCAUUUCUUGAGCAGGUACAUGCUGCCAUCCCACGCUUGGUCCUGCAUUUGCAUGAUGAUGAUGUUAGUGUGCGACAGGCUUGCCGGAGUACUCUCAAACGAAUUGCCCCCUUGCUGGAAAUGGAAGGAUUGUUGCCCUUGUUCAACAUGCAUUGCUUCAAUCAUGAUCAUCGAACUGACUAUGAGGACUUUGUCAGAGAUCUCACAAAGCAAUUUGCUCAGCAUCUUCCCUCUAGAGUUGAUACGUACAUGGCGUCGACAAUACAGGCUUUCGAUGCACCAUGGCCAAUAAUUCAGGCAAAUGCUAUAUACUUGUCCAGUUGUAUGCUCUCUCUGUCAGAUGAUCAGCACAUUUUGACUCUCUAUUAUGCACAGGUAUUUGGAACAUUAGUAGGCAAAAUGAGUAAGUCAACAGAUGCGGUCGUGAGAGCAACAUGUUCUUCUGCUCUUGGUUUGUUAUUAAAAUUCUCAAAGUCAUCCUCAUGGAAAGCAGCUCGAGUUGAUCGUGUGGAAUCAGGUCGAAGAAGCCAUGAUUCUUCAGCCUAAAAUAAAGCAGAAAUCUAUAAAGGAGAAAUUCAAAUGGUCAUCUUCAUCUGUGUACUUGAAAACAUAUCCCCAUGUUUGAUGACUCGGAUCCUGGAUGACCACAAGUUCCAGAGUUUGAAGAAAAAGCAAUGCAUGAGGGAAUGUGGAAGUCAUGAUGUUGAUUUUCAAGGUGCAGAAUGAAGCAGCUAGGGUGAAUGUUUAGAGCUCUGCAUUGACCUCUUUAGUAUGUAGGGUUAUCAAAUAUCGAUGUCUAUAAUUGUAAGUGACUUGUGCCAAUUUCUCAGCUGUUGUAAAUCAUGUCAAUUGUAGCCUUGUCGGUUGUCAAUCCAUAAUUUGUGCUUAGGGUCAUCUGUGUAUUUCUUUGUUGUAGAUUUAUGUGAUAUGCAUAAUUUAGACUUGUCUUGUAACAUUAUGCCGAUUUACCCAGAAACAAGUGAGUCUGUAAAAUAUUUGUAAAUUCCAAUGUUUAAACAUACUAUCGGUUAUAUGUGAACCAUUUGUCACUUCAUUUGCAUA
This is a messenger RNA of Prunus avium (sweet cherry), 5773 nucleotides long. Its product is annotated as ARM repeat superfamily protein. The record is from RefSeq and is a predicted model, not a curated record. Gene Ontology annotation, cellular component: cytoplasm. Lineage: Eukaryota; Viridiplantae; Streptophyta; Magnoliopsida; Rosales; Rosaceae.